This is a messenger RNA of Anopheles aquasalis, 1250 nucleotides long. RefSeq names its product ficolin-2-like. The record is from RefSeq and is a predicted model, not a curated record. Lineage: Eukaryota; Metazoa; Arthropoda; Insecta; Diptera; Culicidae.
UUAUUUUUGUUCUAUUGUUUUCUGGUAGUUUGGUCGCAGUGACAACAACCAAAUGCCCUGAGAACACCGACACCAUUGUGGAAACGCCACCGGAAGAGGGAAUUCUGGCAAUCAUGCUGGAGUUGCUGCUGGGCAGGUUUGAUGAUAUGGAUCGUAAGUUGAUCGAACUUCAAGUCGAGCUGUCCGAACAUCGCGAGGAGGUGAAACGAAAUCGUGAUUCCUGUGAAAACGCCAUACAACGCUUGGAGCAAGACGUCAGCAGAAACUUGAGUGCCAUCCUUGCCCAACAAACGUCUUGUGCGACCCGCGACGGGCUGCGCGAGAGACUUUUCAACCAGAUCCCCAGGCAGAACCAUUCGUCAUACAAAUCCUUGGGACAGUCGUUGCUUUCCUUUAAAUCGCGGCUUCCAGAUUGCGUCACGCCAACAUCAUCACAAUUACAGCAAAAUAGUUCCACACCAACAACGCCAAUUACUGCUGAAACCGUUAAAUCAACUACAACAACACCGAGAACAAUAACAAUUAUUAAAUCAACACCUCAGAAAACAACAACAACUAGUACUACUCAGAAGCCAAAGUUACCUCCUUUUAUUUCGUGCAAAGAUGUACCGUACAAUGUAUCGGGAGUGUACCUUAUCCGCGUAAGCAACGAUAGUGCACCGUUUAAAGUGUUUUGUGAGAUGGAAUCGUAUGAAGGCGGUUGGAUUGUAGUGCAACAUCGGUUUAACGGCUCGGUUGAUUUUUACCGGGAGUGGAACCAAUUCCGUGACGGCUUUGGUGAGGUGGACAGUGAAUUUUGGCUCGGACUGGAGCGAAUUCACCAACUCACGGUCGCUCGUGCACAUGAAAUCAUGUUUGAGAUGAAGGACUUUGAGGGAAACUACGGGUACGCUCGUUAUGAUGCGUUUCAAAUAGGAAGCGAAAGUGAGCAAUACAAGCUGAAAGCCCUUGGGUCAUAUAGUGGCACUGCUGGUGACUCAAUGACUGCGUACAAUAAAGGGGCAAUGUUCUCAACAAAGGAUCGGGAUAAUGAUGCGAACGAAAAACAUCAUUUGGCUCAUUUUUGUGAAAGUGCCUGGUGGCACGGUGAAGAUAACAAAGCCAAUUUGAACGGACCAUAUAAGUAUGGUAGCAAAAACAGAUCAAUUUGGUGGUAUAAUUUCAAAUACGGAAUACAACUGCGUUUCACCAGGAUAAUGAUCCGGGAAUUGCGACAUUGACUCUAUUCACACUCUCCAAAGUGCAUUGUA